Capsicum annuum is the source of this 1604-nucleotide messenger RNA. Its product is annotated as GDSL esterase/lipase At1g33811. The transcript is spliced from 5 exons. The coding region runs from base 57 to 1163 and encodes 368 amino acids. The record is from RefSeq and is a predicted model, not a curated record. Lineage: Eukaryota; Viridiplantae; Streptophyta; Magnoliopsida; Solanales; Solanaceae. Gene Ontology annotation, molecular function: hydrolase activity, acting on ester bonds.
AUAUUAUAUAUCUUCCAUCUUUCUACUAAUUAAUCUUUUACUGUAUUCUAAGUGUAAUGGGAGAAUUAAUCUAUGAGUUUUUCAUGUUGGCUUAUUUAUGUUUUUUCUUGUUGACAACAAAGACAUUGUCACAACAGCAAGAGCCCCAAGUUCCUUGCUUUUAUAUCUUUGGGGACUCACUUGUUGACAAUGGCAACAACAAUGGGAUACUUACACUUGCUAGGGCCAAUUACAUGCCUUAUGGUGUUGACUUCCCACAAGGCACCACUGGUCGGUUUACUAAUGGUCGUACUUAUGUCGACAUUUUAGCUCAACUUCUGGGCUUCCCCAAUUAUAUCCCUCCCUAUGCAAGAGUUCGUGGUCGAGCAUUGUUGAGAGGAGCAAAUUAUGCAUCAGGAGCAGCAGGAAUUCGAGAUGAAACGGGAAAUAACUUGGGGGAUCAUAUGCCAUUGAACCAACAAGUAGAAAACUUUGGAAGAACAGUUGAGGUUCUGAGAAGAUUAUUCAGAGGAAAUAACUAUACACUAAAUGCCUAUUUGAGCAAGUGUAUUUUCUACUCAGGAUUGGGAAGCAAUGACUACCUCAACAAUUACUUCAUGACUGAUUUUUACUCAACUCAUUCACAGUACACCCCACAAGCCUAUGCUAAUGCACUUCUUCAAGAUUAUUGCAAGCAAUUAUCGGAAUUAUACAACUUAGGAGCUCGGAAAGUGAUUGUGACCGCGGUAGGGCAAAUAGGUUGCAUACCGUAUCAGUUGGCAAGGUACGAUGGCAAUAGCAGCAGAUGUAAUGAAGAGAUCAACGAUACUAUUCUCCUCUUUAACUUAGGACUCAAAAAACUGGUUAUUCGUUUCAAUAAGGUUUUGCAAGGAGCAAAGUUUGUGUUCUUGGAUUCAUUUGAAAGCAGCAAAGAUCUUGUUGUUAAUGCAAAAACUUAUGGAUUUGAAGUGGUGGAUAAGGGCUGUUGUGGAGUUGGAAGGAACAAUGGGCAGAUAACAUGUCUUCCUCUUCAACAACCAUGUGAAGAUCGUUCCAAAUAUAUUUUUUGGGAUGCUUUUCAUCCCACUGAAGUAGCAAAUAUUCUGUUGGCAAAGAAAUCAUACUACUCCAAGUCAAAGGCAUUUGCUUAUCCAAUAAAUAUACAACAAUUGGUUGCGGUCUAAGGGGUCGUUUGGCGGGGAGAUAAGUUAUCCUGAGAUUAAUUGUUUUGAGAUUAAGCUAUCUCGAAAUUAGUUAUUCCACCCUCAAGGUGGAAUAAAAAUAAUACUACAAUCCCAAGAUAACUGAGCUCAAGAUAAGUUAUCCCAUGCAAUUUAUCCUAACCAAAUAUGGAAUAAGCUCAUUCUAAAAUUAAUCCCGAUAUUCCAUCUUUGGAAUGCUUAUUAGCUUCAUUGUGUUCUUGUUUAGUCCUUUGUUUUUUCUCUCUUAAUUGUUUUUCCUAUUGAAUUUCAAUGUAUUAAUAAGGUCGUGUACCCAACAUUCCCUCUUUAAAUGUCUCUUAUGAAUGAAAUGUUAGCACGGACGGCUCAACAAAUUUGGUGGCCUAAAACCAAUUUUUAAUAAAAAAAUUCAUAUGUAUUCAAUAAAAUUAGCUUUUGUGUGCA